This is a messenger RNA of Danio aesculapii, 6201 nucleotides long. RefSeq names its product URB2 ribosome biogenesis homolog (gene urb2). Gene Ontology annotation, biological process: ribosome biogenesis. The transcript is spliced from 11 exons. The record is from RefSeq and is a predicted model, not a curated record. Lineage: Eukaryota; Metazoa; Chordata; Actinopteri; Cypriniformes; Danionidae. Gene Ontology annotation, cellular component: nucleolus. The coding region runs from base 90 to 4577 and encodes 1495 amino acids.
GAACACGUGUGUGAUGAGAUUGAAGUGUGUUCCAGAAAUGACUGGCUGAGAAGACUGACCGUGCAAAAGUUUCUCAAAGAUAUUUAAACAUGGCUGCCAUUUACUCUGGCAUUCAACUGAAACUGAAAAACACCCGCACACCCUGGCCAGACAAACUAAAACUUGCUCGAUUUGCAUGGAUAUCAACACAGUGCCUUCUUCCUAAUAAAGAACAGGUUCUGUUUGACUGGACAAAUCAUGCCCUCACUUGCUUUUACAAUAAGAAAGUGGAGAUGCCUCCAGAGGUGGUGGAGGGUUUAUGGACCUACCUCGAUGAUAUCCUUCACAGCAGGAAGCUUCAUAAUGUGCUGAGUCAGGGAAAAACCAUUAGCCUUCGUCUCACAGUAGCACAGAUAAUCAAUGACAGGAUUUUGGAUCAUACUUCAGGACUCAGAUCUGUCAGUUUCCACACCAUUCUGAGCUGUUGCCAUGGUAUCUUGACCUCCCCGGUGCUCUCUGUUAUCUACACUGCUAAGUAUGAGUUAUUAGUGCAGCUUUUGUCUCGACUCUGUGGCUUGACCAGCAUGCAGCUCAGACAACAGAAAUAUGAAGAGCCUCUCUCGCUCAAAGCCUUUGAGGUUCUCCUUGUUGUCCUUAGCAAUUACCUUACAGUGCAGAAACAGCAGGCAAACUCCAACCGAGUGUUUUUUCAGGUAACGGCACACCUUCUUCAUCCACUUCUCCUCCUCAGACACUUACUGAACACUAGAGUAUGGACCGAAAAAGAUGAUGUUAAGAUUCGACAGAAUCUGAGCAAGGAAAUACGGACCAAAGUGGAUGCUGUUCUCCAGUCAGCACUUUUCAUUUCUGAUCAUCUACAGUCUUACAAGGUAGAAGUUUCACCAUCCGAGAAUGAAGCUGGGGAGAGAAAGAGCCACAUAGGAAAAGGCUUGCAAGGCCCUCUCAAUACCAUCCUUUCAAAGAUUUGCAUCCAUGGAGCUAGCGAAGAGGAAGAGGCACUAUUUUAUGCCGUUAAAUCAAACUCUGUCUCCUUGCUAUUUAAAUUUGCCCUAGAUUCUUUUUGUAGAGGUGGAGAGAACAAGCGAGUGAUCUUUCACCUCAUGGCAAAACUCGUUACUGCUUUGGGGUUUACAGAUGAACUAGAUAUUGAUGAGAAUUUCAGAGCAUCAAACUGGGGUAUCGGUUUACUCGCUCUGGAGAACCUCCUGAACUCCUGUUUGGCCGGUGAUAUCUAUAAUGUAGCUGCAGACAGAAUACAACACGGAGAGGUGCAAUUCAAUUUCUACAGGAAACUUGCUCGCCUAUUAUUUAACAAUACACAGAUGGGUGUCCCAGCUUGGUACCGCUGUCUCAGAGCUCUGCUCGCACUGAAUCACCAAAUUCUAGAGCCAGAUUUAGAUGAGCUCCUUUCGGCUGUGUGGGUUGAUGCAGACAACAUGGAACUACGUGUGAGGAAAGCCAGAGAAGCACUUGUAUCUGCCGUCUUACAAACUUAUUCUAAACUCCGACAGCUGCCUAAACUUAUCGAAGAGCUGCUUGAUGUUGUGUGCCGCCCUGCAGCAGAUGAGUUGAGACCGGCUUUGUUGCCCGAAGCAAUACAAAAGACCCUGAGUCAGUGUUUGCUAGACACUCCUCUCAGGCAAAAUCUUGAGAUCUGUGGGCUCAUUUUGAAGAGAGUGCAGUCCUGUCUGCUUCCCCACAUUCAAGAUGAAACAUCGGAUUUGGCACUGAAAGUCUUUUCCAUUAGUUUGCUCCUUCAUGCUGUGCUCUUCAGUUUUAAGACUCUGGACAACAGCACCCCUGUGCCAGUUGUGAAGCAAACGUUAAGUUUGAUGACAGAAAUGCUGAAGGUUGUUGAAGAUUUGUUGGAGCAGAAACUUGCCACCAAAGGUCCUUGGAUGGAGAAGGUCCAAGAGGUGACCCUUCUGCUUGCUCAUACUUGGGUUGAGGCGGAUGCUCUCUUCCAGAUUCACUGUACUAGGUACACAUCACCUGCUGCCUCUCAGAGUAGCUUUUUAGUGGACAAAGCUCUGAUGCUAAAGAACAUCGACAGUCCACUUGGUAAACUAUUACAGAGUUUCCUUGCUCUCCACAAGCUGAAGAUACACUUGCUCAAAUCAUCUAGUGAAACGACAGAGAUGCAGAAAAUGGCUCAGUUUAUUCUGAACAGGGAAGAACUUUCAGUAAUGCACAACCUCGACCAGAUGUGGGACUUUCAGUUUUGUAAUGUGAAUUCCAGCACUUAUAAUGCAGCCCACUGGUUUCUUGUUACCUCCAACCUUCCAUUAAUUGCUCCUUAUCUUGAUCCAAAUGACAGGUCUGUUUUUGCAGAAUGUAUGUUAAAGGCUUUGCUUCAGAGCUUGGAUGCCUCUGGAAGCAAUUUGGAGAACACUGGGAUCUCUGUCUGCUUAAUAUCAAGACAAUUACUUGAGAGUCCUCUUCUUUGUGAGCUCCCUGAAAUGUUCUCAGCUUUGACAAAGUGCAUCAUCAAGGCAUUUUUUGGACUGCUAGACUCAUCGCACAUGCAGCUAAUCUGUCCUUCGUUUUUGAAGCCUCCGGUGGAAAAGGUUGAAGUCAAAGAUGAAGAAAUGGGCAUGACUCCUUCAAUAAAGAGACUCAAAGCUAUUGGACAGGAGAUGUUGGACUCUGUCAAAAUGAAGUCUUCUAUACCUCUAUCUAAAAGACAGAUAGAUUGUCUACUGCAGCUAGUCAAAGUCACAAGUGUCCUGAAUGUUUACGCAAUGUCCCUUGAAGACUAUUUAGAACUUUUUCUGACUUUGUUAACACUGACAUCCACCAUUCAGUGUGUUGAAGACACAAAUCUCUCUGCAUUUAUUGAGUUACUCAAAGAGCUUUUUAGUGUCAUGGCUUCACUCCUGCUGGUCAAAAACUCUCAAACCAUCCUGAAAGUUGUUCACGGAAGUAAUCUCUUAGAGGCAACAAUGACAACCCUUUUCUCUCAGAGCAACAAAGGCCUCUUCAAGGCUUUGGAUGGUCCGACCUGGUUGUCUUUCCUUCAGUCAGUUCAAGAUUUUAUCCAGUCCCUAAUUCAGCUCAUAAUCAACAGGAAAAGCAGCAUAUGCCUCAAUCUGGAGAAGUUUACCUCCUUCAUGGUUGAAUGUAACUUCACUGCAGGAGUUCCGGCUGUAGACACAGGAGAUCUCUUCUCGCUGCAGCUCCAUCUGGUAACUUUAAGCAUGCUUUGCAGAGAAAUGAUGACAACCCUCGGCAAGAACAAACAGCUGGACCAGUCCCUGACUCACUUGUUAGAGAAAGCCACUUCUGUCAUGGAGCCAGCCAUUCAGGCUGUGUUGAUAGGCAAGGGAAGUAGUUUCCUCCGGCAGUCGUUUUCUGUUGAAGUGGUAACGGUCAUGAUCAAGUGUGAACUAGCAAGAGCUUCAAGCUCUAAUGACGACCGCCAGGAAAAAAUAUCCAGUAUGCCAUUCUUUAGGAGCUUUUAUCAGCAGAUCUUAAAAGAACUGUUCCCAUCACCUCGUCCUAUGGACUUUCUCAUUUCAUCAGUUCACUAUCUCUCUGCAUUCUACAUGGCUGCAGAGAAGACCAAAGUGGCAGAUCUUGAAGAUCUCCAUAUUGAGAUUUUGCAGAGUAUCCAAGCGCUGCUAUCAGGAACGUGGAUGUCUCUGACAGACGUGAAGGAGCUGGAGGGUCCAGUGAAGGAGCUGCUUAAUCAACUGAUGUCCAGCUGUUCUCAAGAGCAGUUCCAUCUAUUUCUGCUGAUGCUCAGAGAGGGGCUUGUGGCUGCAAAGGUUGAAGGAGGCCAAUGCACUGAGGUUCUGUCCACAGUGACUUUAAUAAAGCUGCUUGCCUGUUGUCUUUUUCCAGAGCAUUGCUCAAAGGCUUUUUGGCUCAUCACCCCACAAAUAAUAUCCAGCCUCAUUUUUAUAAUAAAGGAAUCCAGCAAACUCCCCUCUCUGACCCGUGUGCUGACAGUACCAGCUCUCGAGGCCCUGACCGUCCUGCUCCGGCAGGGUAAAGCACAAAUCUCCAACCCACACCAUGUGAUUGUGGUUUUGGGCGCACUGCAGCUUGUGCCUCUCGAUAGUCAUUGCAUGGAGGACUAUCAUUCUGCUUUUGAGGCCGUCCAUGAAGCUCUGUUUGCAAUUAUCCACUGCUACCCUCAGGUGAUGCUGAAGGCUUCUCCCACCUUCCUGAAUUGCUUUUAUCGCUUGGUUUCUUCAGUCAUGCAUGAAGGGAGACAGCGGGGUGACACUGACAGAGCUUCUGAGAAAGACAGAGAGAGUCUUCUGAAGUGUGCUAGGCUGGUGGAGAGGAUGUACACUCAUGUUGCCAGUGCUGCUGAAGAUUUCACUGUCUUGUCCUCUUUCAUGGUCGCGCAAUAUGUCAGUGAACUGCAAAGGGUGACGCUUCAGCCAGAAAUCAAGGCACAUCUAACAGAGGGAAUAUACUGCAUUCUGGACCACUGUGUUGAACAAGACAUCAAGUUUUUGAACACCACCCUUCAAAUGGGCGUCAAAGAGGUCUUCAAUGAACUGUACAGUAGUUACACACACUAUCACAAAUCUCAAAGGCAAGGGGAAGAAAAGUACACUGUUUGAUAAUUGUAUUCAGUGCCCUAAAUAGUUUGUGUCAUGGAAAAAUACUAUUUGGUAAUUUUUACUUCUGAUUAAUCUCUUAUAGUUGAAUAAAUGUUAAAGACGGGGGUAAAAACAGGUGUCGGUUCAUCCAAAAAAUGAAAGCUGAAAAUAUUUAGCUGUGCGUAUGUUUUUUUGCAAACCUGUAUGUGUAAAAUGUUCUUUUGUCCACACUAAGAAAUGCAGUAGGCUCUGUUGUUUAAUUUCCAAUGUUUUAAAAAAUAUCAUGUUCUUAUUAAAGGAAAAUUCAUACAGGUUUGAAAUGCCAUAAGGGUAAAUAAUUGAUGACCAAAUGUUCGUUGUUGAUUAAAAAAAUGUAUUGACUGAAAAUGGCAUUUCCAGUUUUUGGCUGAAAGAGGAACUGCCAAAAAUAUGAGCUGAGAAAAAAAGAUUACGCAGCAUCGCUUGACUUUCACACCGAAGGUAGAAAGUGCUGCUUUUGAAUGGGCUGACCAAAGUGCAAGUGUACCCAUACAGGCCCGUACCCGGGGUUCAAGUGGUUCAGAAGACCCACCCCUCACUGACAAAGGUCCAGAAUUUGUCCCAUACAUGACCUCAUUUGUCCUAUUUUGACUGCUAUGCCAUUUCGGUGAAAAUAACCUAUUGAAAAUACUUUAAGACCAAGCAGAAUCCAGUUUUGGCCAAUGCUAUUGCUAACAAAUAUUUUUCAAGAGUUCAACAUCCAGCUGUGCAAGAAAACAUACAAUCUGACGUAAGAGAAGUCAUCUUUCCCUACUGUCUAGUUGAGAAAACAUUUUACAAGUAACUUUUAUUUUAAAUCUUUGACCUUAUUCUUGAAACAGAAAGUGACUGAUAAAAAUAUAUGAAGCACCAAAGCGGACCAUUUUAAAAUUGAUUUGAAUACCAUUUUGGCUAUAAUAGUAAAAAGUGUGGUUAUGAUGAUCAUCCGACAAGCUAUAUCAGAAUAGGGCGUAAAAUGUAGUAUUUCAAUUUCAUAAUUAAAUAGAAAAUGAGGGUUAUAACUGCAAAAAGGUCUACUGUUUAAGAAAAAGAACCACCCCUUUGACCUGCAUGGCUAUGGGCCUGUCAUACACAUUUCUAUACAUGUCUUGCACACAGGACUUGACAUUAACACCCGCCAACCUGCCAUUUGCUGGUAGAUUUCAGCUGUGGUGGCUAAAGGCUGAUUUAUACUUCUGCAUUAAGCAUACGCAUAUGCUCUGGUGCAGCAUUUGCACGGUUGCAUAGCCAUCGGCAUGGCUGACGCCAAUGCUGAUGCACACCUCUCAAAAAAUGUUGCAACGACGUGUUGCGCAAGCUCUGUGAUGGUCCGGCUUGGUAACUGUGACCCGCGUGGGCAGGACAGAGAGCCGCACGAACCUGUUGGAGUGAAUGUUUACAAGUGUCCAGUCCCGUGAAGUAGCUCUAGAUCAGGGGUGCCCAAACUUUUUCUUAUGAAGGGCCAAAAACCAAACUUGAUUGAGGUUGGCGGGUUAAAGGUAAAUAUACCAAACUGUUAUAUGUUAAAGAUUCCAUGGUAAAUAUCUAAUUUAUUAAUAUUUAAAGUUGUCUUGAGCAUUAUCCGCUAUCCAUUAAGUAACGGAAUUUACAUUUUAACAUAAAAAAA